Messenger RNA from Mesorhabditis spiculigera, 969 nucleotides. The record is from the annotation of a GenBank genome assembly. Lineage: Eukaryota; Metazoa; Nematoda; Chromadorea; Rhabditida; Rhabditidae.
AUGAUUCAAAAGAAAAGUCUGUGGGAGCUGAUUGCGCCUGUCGAAGAGAGAAUUGAAGAUGUGCAACAGUUUGUCGACGACGUCUCCGAUAAUAUGAAAUGCGACCUUUUCCCCCUGGACGAUCCAUUCGGGAAAUCAAUCACGGUUCCUUCUCUACAGGCAAUUAUUGUGAGUGCAGAGACGGUCAAGGGAGGAGAAGCUGUCAACACAAAGAGAAAGGAGAACGGUCUCUCGCCGGUGGAUAUUGACAAGAUCGAGCUGCUUGAUGCGGAGGAUGAGGUGUUGAAUGAAGUGAAGAUCAGCUCUUCGACGAGACGACGAGAAGCACUCGGUUCUCUCCUUCGUCCACCCACUAGGCCGCCAACCCCAGGCCGUCCAUAUGUGAUUGGAUUGACGGGAGGGAUCGCCUCGGGGAAGAGCAACAUUGCCAAGUAUCUCGCCGAACAGCCCGAUUUUUUGGUGAUCGACUGUGAUGGUUUGGCGCAUGAUGCCUAUUCACCGGGAAGUAUUCUCAGUCAACGAAUUCGAGAAGCAUUUGAUGGUGUCGUCGAUUCUACGGGGCUCGUCGACAGGAAAAAACUCGGCGCUAUCGUCUUUCAGAAUCCGGAGCGAAGACUGGAGCUGAAUGGAAUUGUCUGGCCGGCAUUGAUGCAACUCGUUCAAGCACAAAUCGACGCCACUGAUCGCCAGUUUGUCGUCGUUGAGGCAGCGGCCCUGGUGGAAGCGGGUUGGGACAAGGAGAUGAACGAGCUGUGGACGGUGAUUGUACCAAGGGCGGAAGCUGUUCGGAGAGUUUGUCACAGGGAUAAUGCCACCGCUGAACAGGCCGAAGCGCGUCUAAAUGCCCAAAUCGACAACAAGAGCCGUGUUGAUGCCUCGAAUGUUGUCUUUUGUUCGUUAUGGGCUUAUGAGGAGACGCGUCGUCAAGUCGAACGGGCUCUCAACCAAUUGCGUCUUCGUCUCAAACAA